GUUCCGGGUUGGUUGCCCGGGUUUCCGGACCCGGCUGGUUUCUGGGGGCCGAGCGCUGCGGCCUUGGGGUGUCGUCCCGGCCUCGGCCCCGGCCCGGCCCGGCCCCGGCCCCCCCCAUGGAGUCCCAAUGCGAUUACUCGAUGUAUUUCCCGGCCGUGCCGCUGCCGCCGCGCGCGGAGCUAGCAGGGGACCCGGGCCGGUACCGGGCGCUGCCCCGGCGUAACCAUCUGUAUUUGGGGGAGACCGUCCGCUUCCUGCUGGUGCUGCGUUGUCGGGGCGGCGCGGCGCCCGGCGCCGGGGGCAGCACGGGCCUGGGCUCCCGGGGGACCUGGGCGGAGCUGGCGACCGCCCUGGCUGCCCUGGCCUCGGUCAGCGCCGGAGGCGUGCUGCCAGGAGGAGGGGGCACCGGAGACCGGGACCCCGAGCCCCUCGGGGGAGGGGACCCCGGGGGCGGGGGCCUGUUCCGAGGCUGCAGCCCCCUUCUCACCCACGGCCCGGGCCCUGCUACCUCAGGGGGAGCGACCACGCUGCCUGUGGAGGAGCCGAUUGUGUCCACAGAUGAGGUCAUCUUCCCACUUACGGUUUCACUGGAUAGACUGCCUCCAGGGACACCCAAGGCCAAGAUUGUAGUGACUGUAUGGAAGCGUGAGGUUGAGGCACCAGAGGUCAGAGACCAAGGCUACCUGCGCUUACUGCAGACACGAUCUCCUGGGGAGACCUUCCGGGGCGAGCAGAACACAUUCAAGGCCCAAGUGAGCACCCUACUGACACUGCUGCCCCCACCAGUUCUGAAAUGCCGGCAGUUCACUGUGGCUGGCAAACAUUUGACUGUGCUCAAGGUGCUGAACAGCUCCUCCCAGGAGGAGAUCUCCAUCUGGGAUAUCCGAAUCCUCCCCAACUUCAAUGCCAAUUAUCUACCUGUCAUGCCUGAUGGCUCUGUGCUGCUGGUGGACAAUGUCUGUCACCAGUCUGGAGAAGUCUCCAUGGGCUCCUUCUGCCGGCUCCCUAGUACCUCUGGCUGCUUCCCCUGUCCACUUAGUGCCCUGGAGGAACACAACUUCCUGUUUCAGCUGCGAGGGGGUGAACAGCCCCCUCCAGGGGCCAAGGAGGGCCUCGAAGUUCCUCUGAUUGCUGUGGUCCAGUGGUCCACCCCAAAGCUGCCCUUCACCCAGAGCAUCUAUACCCAUUAUCGCCUGCCCAGCGUUCGCCUCGACCGCCCCUGCUUUGUGAUGACCGCUUCUUGUGAGUCCCCUGUUCGGACCUAUGAGCGUUUCACUGUCACCUACACACUGCUCAACAACCUCCAAGACUUCCUUGCUGUGAGGCUUGUGUGGACCCCGGAACAUGCACAGGCUGGCAAGCAGCUGUGUGAGGAGGAGCGCCGGGCCAUGCAGGCAGCCCUGGACUCCAUCGUCUGCCACACGCCCCUCAACAACCUCGGCUUCUCCAGGAAGGGCAGUGCCCUCACCUUCAGUGUGGCCUUCCAGGCCCUGAGGACAGGGCUCUUUGAGCUGAGCCAACACAUGAAACUGAAGCUGCAAUUCACCGCCAGUGUGUCCCACCCUCCGCCUGAGGCCCGGCCUCUCUCCCGAAAGAGCAGCCCCAGCAGCCCUGCAGUGCGGGACUUGGUGGAGAGGCACCAGGCCAGCCUAGGCCGCUCUCAGUCCUUCUCCCACCAGCAGCCUUCCCGCAGCCACCUCAUGAGGUCAGGCAGUGUGAUGGAGCGCAGGGCCAUCACACCCCCUGUGGCCUCCCCUGUUGGCCGGCCCCUCUACCUGCCCCCGGACAAGGCUGUGCUAUCUCUGGACAAGAUUGCCAAGCGCGAGUGCAAGGUUCUGGUGGUGGAGCCCGUCAAGUAGUUUGACUUCCUGCACGCUCGCUCCAGAACCCCAAAGCCCCCGGAGGGCUCCUCACUUCCCAGGCCAUGCCUCCUGCCAUGGGGGAAAGCCUGUCUGUGUCUACUGAUGAGGGAUGGGGCAGAAGCUGUGAAGUAGCUGGGCCAGCGAGGCCAACAGUGUUCUCCUGAGGUCCUGUGGGGGGGCUGGCCCCACCCCAGGCAGGGCAGGGCUCCAAGAACUCCCUUGCCCCUGCCCUUCACCCCUCUUCUAAGUUUACAGAGUAUUUUCCUCAUUCCCAUUACAUUCUUCCCACCUCCGACAUUCCCCCACCCACUCACAGGGCUGAGAUUAGAGGGUGGUGAUGGCAAAGGGACCCCGAUAAUAACCUCCUGCCUCAGGGGUCGGGGACACAGUUAGGUAGCCUCCUUCUGCCCUCAUGUUUACGUUGGCAGCCUGAAGCACUUUAAGUUGUCCUUUUU
Dipodomys spectabilis (banner-tailed kangaroo rat) is the source of this 2317-nucleotide messenger RNA. RefSeq names its product trafficking protein particle complex subunit 14 (gene Trappc14). Gene Ontology annotation, molecular function: alpha-tubulin binding. The transcript is spliced from 11 exons. Lineage: Eukaryota; Metazoa; Chordata; Mammalia; Rodentia; Heteromyidae. The record is from RefSeq and is a predicted model, not a curated record. Bases 117 to 1859 code for a protein of 580 amino acids. Gene Ontology annotation, cellular component: TRAPPII protein complex. Gene Ontology annotation, biological process: cilium assembly.